AUGGGAAAAGCGGUGUCGAAGUUGUCGAAGGACGACCUCAAGUGGUUGCGGCUGGCCACGUACUUCGACAAGCGCGAGCUCCAGCAGUGGUACAAGGGGUUCCUCCGCGACUGUCCCCUGGGCCAGCUUUCUGAGGAGGAGUUUGCCAAGGUGUUCAAGCAGUUUUUCCCCUUCGGCGACCCCACCGACUACUGCCACUACUUGUUCAAAGCGUUUGACGCCGACGACUCCAAGUAUGUUGAUUUCAAGGAGUUUAUCGUUGCCCUUUCAAUCACGCUGCGAGGCACGCCGGACCAGAAGCUCAACUGGACGUUUAAGGUGUACGACCACCAGAAAACAGGGAAAGUGACUUACCAGGACGUGCUUCGCGUGGUACAGGCGGUGUACAAGAUGGUGGGGCCGAUGGUGGAGCUUCCUGACGACGAGGCCACUCCGGAAGCGCGGUCGGAAAAGUUCUUCGUGCUCUUGGGGAAAAACCCGGAGACCGACACCAUCGACUUGGACGACUUCAAGCGGUUGGCGAAGAUCGACUCGCUGGUGAUCAGCGUGUUGAACUCCUACGAGGCGUGGGUGUGA
Diutina rugosa is the source of this 576-nucleotide messenger RNA. Its product is annotated as frequenin. Gene Ontology annotation, cellular component: intracellular membrane-bounded organelle; membrane; cytosol. The transcript has a single exon. The record is from RefSeq and is a predicted model, not a curated record. Gene Ontology annotation, molecular function: calcium ion binding. Bases 1 to 576 code for a protein of 191 amino acids. NCBI's taxonomy places the organism in Eukaryota, Fungi, Ascomycota, Pichiomycetes, Serinales, Debaryomycetaceae.